Messenger RNA from Brugia malayi, 897 nucleotides. RefSeq names its product deoxyribose-phosphate aldolase, putative. Gene Ontology annotation, cellular component: cytoplasm. NCBI's taxonomy places the organism in Eukaryota, Metazoa, Nematoda, Chromadorea, Rhabditida, Onchocercidae. The coding region runs from base 1 to 897 and encodes 298 amino acids. Gene Ontology annotation, molecular function: deoxyribose-phosphate aldolase activity. Gene Ontology annotation, biological process: deoxyribonucleotide catabolic process; carbohydrate catabolic process. The transcript is spliced from 7 exons. The record is from RefSeq and is a predicted model, not a curated record.
AUGAUGGAAAAUGAUUUUGAUGCUGAAAAGUUCAGUGAUGUAACCAAAAAUAUACAUCUUUUGAAGCCAUCAGUGAUAGCAGAGAUGAUUGAUGUUGCAAAACAACAUGCUCAGUCGAUGAUUGGUGCUAGCGAUCAUUUACUGAAACUGAUUUCAUUCAUCGACUUAACUAGUCUAAACAGCGAUGAUACGGAUAGUGUGAUCGAACGACUUAUUGAUAAAGCUGUCUUACCGUAUCCUACGAAGCCAGAAACGAGAUGUGCUGCCGUUUGUGCUUACCCUGCACGGAUAUCAAGCGCUAAACAUUAUCUGCAUUCGAAGUAUGGCCAACAACAAUCAUUAGCUAUAUGUUCAGUGGCAGCAGGUUUCCCAUCUGGACAGUAUCGAAUAGAAUCUAAAAUAUUAGAAGUGAAAUUAGCAGUAGAAGAUGGAGCAAAUGAAAUUGAUAUUGUGAUCAGUCGUGACGCUGCAAAUGAACAAGAUUGGAAACGUGUAUAUGAUGAAGUAGCUGCUUUGAAAGCGUGUUGUGGUUCGAAUUGCAUGAAAACAAUCCUAGCAACUGGUGAAUUACAGACUAAUGAAAACAUAUAUCGUGCUAGUUGGGUUGCAAUGCUUGCAGGUAGCGAUUUUAUCAAGACAUCAACAGGGAAGGAAAAAGUGAAUGCAACCUAUAAAGAUGCUUACGUUAUAUGUCAAGCUAUCAAACAGUUUUACUCUCUUACAGGAAAGAAGGUCGGUUUUAAGGCAGCGGGUGGUGUUAAGUCAACGUUAGAAGCCUUGGGAUACCAAGCUAUGGUGGAAAAAAUUCUUGGUAAAGAAUGGCUUGAACCGAAUUUAUUCCGUAUUGGAGCAAGCAGUUUACUGAAUGAUAUUAUCAACGAAUUAAAUAAAAUAUAA